GGGGCUGUAGGGGGGGGGGGAGGUUGCCCGAUGACGUCACCCGGAAGCGGCGCGAGCCACUGGGCGCUGUUUACAGCUGCACGAGAACGGAGAGGACUGGGCCCCUUCAAUAAAAGAACUUUUGCACACAGCGUCCACGAAAGACGUGAUCAUGACGCUAAUGAAGGGCUCCUUUACAUAUGCCACUGGGGAGGAAUACCAAGGAGAAUGGAAGGAAGGGCGAAGGCACGGGCUCGGACAACUGAGAUUCACGGAUGGCACACACUAUCUGGGCCAGUUUGAGAAUGGGCUGUUUAGUGGCUGUGGCGUUCUCGCCUUUCCCGACGGCUCCAGAUUUGAAGGCGAGUUUUCUCAAGGAAAGUUUCAUGGUGUUGGUGUGUUCUCAAGAUCCGAUGGGAUGAUGUUUGAAGGAGAGUUUAAGAACGGCCACGUGGAGGGAUAUGGUUUGCUGACCUUCCCAGACGGUUCCCAUGGCUUGCCGCGGAACGAAGGUAUUUUUGAGAACAAUAAGUUGUCCAAGCGUGAGAAGUGCGGGGCCAUUGUCCAGAGAGCUCAAGCUGCAGCAAAGACAGCCCGUGGCCUUUCCGUGUGAAUACGCUAAUUUCCCACGUGAUCAGGUUCUUCGCCCAAAAACUAGGACAUUUGGCGUUCUUUAGAAGUGGUCGCAGAUGUGAGAAGAAUGUUAGAUUACGUCUAUAAUCUCAGAGCGAUUGAUUUUCGUUGCAAUGUGGAGAAAAAUAUAUCCAUUUCAUAAAAUGUACCAUGUUGUGGCUCAGUUUUAUUUUAAUUAUUUUUAUUUAAAUCUAUUCACUGUUCAAUGAAAUGCUCUGGAUCACACACCUGUCAAUGGCAUUUUGAAAAACAUAGCCUGACCUAUUUUUAUUCAAAUUGCGGUACGAUUAAAAUAAAUUUAAUAUGCUGCAGAUGAAUUAUAUACACUUUAGAAGAAGAAGAAAAAUCCCCAAUACAUUUCAAUAAUUGAAGUAUAAAUAUAAAGCUCUGAAAUAUGAAGAUAAAACCAAGCACAGUACAUCUGUGUUGUUACAAUAAAAAGUAUUGGCUAAACUGUAAAAAAAAAUGACAUUCUUUGUUUUAAUUUCCUCUCUAGAU
Messenger RNA from Petromyzon marinus (sea lamprey), 1110 nucleotides. It is a transcript of the gene MORN4, whose product is annotated as MORN repeat containing 4. Lineage: Eukaryota; Metazoa; Chordata; Hyperoartia; Petromyzontiformes; Petromyzontidae. The record is from RefSeq and is a predicted model, not a curated record. Gene Ontology annotation, biological process: response to axon injury. Gene Ontology annotation, cellular component: cell projection.